GGGACUGCUGAAAAUAGCACUUCUUUUUGCUUUCUUUGUAUUCAAAACUAUAUCCUUUCCCGACUGAUUCUACCGCCCCAGGUCCCAGUCUCUCCAGUCAGAAGCCCCCAGCUCUCCAGAACAGUAACAGAUCCUUUAGCUAGCUUUUAUUAUUUUAUUUUUUUAAACUAAUUAUUAUUACGUUUUCUCCCCCUUGUUUGUUUUCUGCACAUCUUCAGGAAGCCCUCAGUGCUUGCACAAAGAGAAGCUCCUAUUUGCAACCUCCCUCCCUGCGCUGUGCGCCUCGGUGUAAACAUUUUGGAUGAUCUAAAGACUCUGGGGUCUGUAUAUGGAAAUAGUGGGGUGCAGAGCAGAAGAAAAUACUUGUCCUUUCCGUCCCCCAGCCAUGCUUUUCCACGGGAUCUCCGGAGGCCACAUCCAAGGAAUCAUGGAGGAGAUGGAGAGGCGAUCCAAGACUGAGUCCCGCCUGGCCAAAGGGGGACAGAUGAACGGCCGAGAUACGAACAUGCCCCCCAUGAGCCCCGAGAAGCCUGCUUUGUGUGCUGGUUGUGGAGGGAAGAUCUCAGACAGAUAUUACCUGCUGGCUGUUGACAAACAAUGGCACCUCAGGUGUCUUAAAUGCUGUGAAUGUAAACUGGCUUUGGAGUCAGAACUCACCUGCUUUGCCAAGGACGGCAGUAUUUACUGCAAGGAGGAUUACUACAGAAGGUUCUCCGUGCAGAGAUGUGCCCGCUGCCACCUUGGGAUCUCAGCCUCUGAAAUGGUCAUGAGAGCCAGGGAAUCGGUUUAUCACCUGAGCUGCUUCACCUGCACCACCUGCAACAAGACUCUGACCACGGGAGAUCACUUUGGCAUGAAGGACAACCUGGUUUACUGCAGGGCCCACUUCGAGUCCCUUUUGCAAGGAGAAUACCCCCCUCAGCUGAGCUACACCGAGCUGGCUGCCAAGAGCGGAGGGCUGGCCCUGCCUUACUUCAACGGCACUGGCACGGUCCAGAAGGGGAGGCCCAGGAAACGAAAGAGCCCUGCCUUGGGAGUGGACAUCGUCAGCUACAACUCAGGUUGUAAUGAGAAUGAGGCAGAUCACCUGGACAGAGACCAGCAGCCUUAUCCCCCAUCCCAGAAAACAAAGCGCAUGCGUACCUCCUUCAAACACCACCAGCUUCGUACCAUGAAGUCCUACUUUGCUAUCAACCACAACCCAGAUGCCAAGGACCUCAAGCAGCUUGCCCAGAAAACAGGCCUGACUAAGAGAGUUCUGCAGGUUUGGUUUCAAAACGCAAGAGCCAAAUUCAGAAGGAACCUUUUGCGGCAGGAGAAUGGGGGUGUCGAUAAAGCUGACGGCACCUCGCUCCCGGCACCGCCCUCAGCAGACAGCGGCGCACUCACUCCACCCGGCACUGCGACCACUUUAACAGACCUGACCAAUCCCACUAUCACUGUAGUGACAUCAGUGACCUCUAACUUGGACAGCCACGAAUCCGGGAGCCCCUCACAAACUACCUUAACAAACCUUUUCUAA
Messenger RNA from Serinus canaria (Common canary), 1522 nucleotides. It is a transcript of the gene LHX9, whose product is annotated as LIM homeobox 9. The coding region runs from base 329 to 1522 and encodes 397 amino acids. Lineage: Eukaryota; Metazoa; Chordata; Aves; Passeriformes; Fringillidae. Gene Ontology annotation, biological process: neuron differentiation; regulation of transcription by RNA polymerase II. Gene Ontology annotation, molecular function: RNA polymerase II transcription regulatory region sequence-specific DNA binding; DNA-binding transcription factor activity, RNA polymerase II-specific. Gene Ontology annotation, cellular component: nucleus. The transcript has 5 exons. The record is from RefSeq and is a predicted model, not a curated record.